CAGUAAUACACAUUUUAAUUUUCUUGAUAUACACGAGCAUUGAAUUGUGUGUUUAUUUGGUUUUUAUUUCUGGGAGACGACUACACCAGUAAUACCAGAAUUUCAGUAUCAGUUUAUUUGCGCAUAACUGCCGCAGAAUUUACAUUAAAACAUUAUAUAAAAGAAAUUCAGUGCCAAAAACAUGACAUCAAUUGCCAGCAAAAAGGUCUUAAUAGGAGCGUCGGCGGCGGCCAUCGCCGGCUACUUGAUCUAUCGUACCUCCUGUCCCAGAUACCGAAACAAAAUGGUUGAUCAGUCAGUUCUCGACAAACUUGAUGCCGGCUUCAAGAAGCUCCAGGAGGCCAACAAUUGCCAUUCACUGCUCAAGAAGUAUCUGAGCAAAGAUGUCUUCGACCAGUUGAAGACACGUAAGACAGCAAUGGGAGCAACACUUCUGGAUGUUAUUCAAUCAGGCGUUGAGAACUUGGACUCUGGAGUAGGAUUGUACGCACCGGACGCCGAGUCGUACACUCUGUUCAAAGAGUUGUUUGAUCCGGUCAUCGAUGACUACCAUCAGGGCUUUAAGCCGACCGACAAACACCCGCAAUCCGAUUUCGGUGACCUCAGCACUCUUGUCGAUGUCGAUCCAAACAACGAAUUUGUCGUCUCUACUCGUGUCCGAUGCGGUCGCAGUCUUAAGGGUUAUCCAUUCAACCCGUGUCUCACUCAAGGGCAAUACCAAGAAAUGGAGGACAAAGUUAAGGCACAGUUGAGUUCAAUGGACGGAGAAUUGAAGGGAACUUACUUUCCAUUGACAGGAAUGGAUAAGAAGACUCAACAGCAGCUCAUCGACGAUCACUUCCUGUUCAAAGAGGGUGACAGAUUCCUGCAAGCUGCCAACGCUUGCCGAUACUGGCCAACUGGUCGCGGCAUUUACCACAACGACGCCAAGACUUUCCUUGUUUGGGUCAACGAAGAGGAUCACUUGCGUAUCAUUAGUAUGCAAAAGGGAGGCAACUUGAAGGAGGUGUUCACCCGAUUGGUAACAGCAGUCAAAACCAUCGAACAGAAGAUUCCGUUCUCGCGCGACGAUCGUCUCGGCUUUUUGACCUUUUGCCCGACCAAUUUGGGCACCACUAUCCGGGCCAGUGUUCACAUUGCUCUACCGAAGCUGGCGGCCGAUCUGAAAAAGUUGGAAGAAGUGGCCGGCAAAUACAAUCUACAGGUUCGCGGCACCCGCGGCGAGCACACCGAAAGCGAGGGAGGCGUCUAUGAUAUCUCCAACAAGAGACGUAUGGGUCUGACCGAGUAUCAGGCGGUCCGGGAGAUGCAGGACGGCAUCCUUGAGCUCAUCAAAAUUGAGAAGUCACUCUAAAAAACUACCGGUGCUGCCACUGGUUUCUCCGAAAAAAAAAAUUAAACCAAACACAUAAACCAAUUAAUUAUAUAUAUAUAUAUAUAUAUAAUUAAGUCAAUUAUUUUUUCCCUCAACUAUUUUAGUCACAUUUUAAUUAAUUAGUCACAAAAAAAUCAAACAAAAUCUAAGUCAAUAACUUCAGUGCCAUUGAAUCGAUUCAAAAGAUUAUUUGUUAAUUAUUUGUUAUUAAAUAUAAUAACAAAUGUUUAUAUUAAA
This is a messenger RNA of Oppia nitens, 1612 nucleotides long. It is a transcript of the gene Argk1, whose product is annotated as arginine kinase-like. The record is from RefSeq and is a predicted model, not a curated record. NCBI's taxonomy places the organism in Eukaryota, Metazoa, Arthropoda, Arachnida, Sarcoptiformes, Oppiidae. Bases 182 to 1354 code for a protein of 390 amino acids. Gene Ontology annotation, biological process: phosphocreatine biosynthetic process. The transcript is spliced from 7 exons. Gene Ontology annotation, molecular function: creatine kinase activity.